Messenger RNA from Drosophila subpulchrella, 2333 nucleotides. RefSeq names its product E3 ubiquitin-protein ligase HRD1 (gene sip3). The record is from RefSeq and is a predicted model, not a curated record. Gene Ontology annotation, cellular component: cytoplasm. The coding region runs from base 1 to 1890 and encodes 629 amino acids. The transcript has 6 exons. Lineage: Eukaryota; Metazoa; Arthropoda; Insecta; Diptera; Drosophilidae.
AUGCAGCUGCUCCUAUCCUCCGUUUGCAUGGCGCUGACCAGCGCGGUGAUCGGGAACGCCUACUACCAAAAGCAGCAGUUCUAUCCGGCGGUGGUGUACAUCACCAAGUCGAACGCCUCCAUGGCGGUGAUCUACAUACAGUUCUUUGUGAUUGUCUUCAUGUUUGGCAAGCUGCUCCGCAAGAUCUUCCUGGGAACGCUCCGCGCCGCCGAGUUCGAGCACCUGCUGGAGCGCUUCUGGUACGCCCUCACGGAGACCUGCUUGGCCUUCACCGUAUUCCGCGAUGACUUCAAUCCGCGCUUUGUGGCCCUGUUCACAGUGCUGCUGUUCCUCAAAUCAUUCCAUUGGCUGGCCGAGGAGCGGGUGGACUUUAUGGAGCGUUCGCCCGUGCUCGGCUGGCUGUUCCACAUUCGAGUGGGCAGCCUGCUCACCAUGCUCGGCAUCCUAGACUACGUUCUGCUAAUCCAUGCCUACAACUCCACCUUGGUGCGCGGACCCACCGUGCAGCUGGUCUUUGGCUUCGAGUACGCCAUCCUUCUGACCGUCAUCGCCAGCACGGCCAUCAAGUACGUGCUCCACGCCGCCGAGAUGCGCACGGACACACCAUGGGAGAACAAGGCUGUGUUCCUGCUCUACACAGAGCUGGUCAUCGGACUCAUCAAGGUGGUGCUGUACAUACUGUUUGUGGUGAUCAUGGCCAAGAUCUACGCGCUGCCCAUGUUCGUGUUCCGCCCCAUGUUCUUCACCAUACGCAACUUCCGCAAGGCCCUGAACGACGUGAUCAUGUCUCGCCGCGCCAUUCGCAACAUGAACACCCUGUAUCCGGACGCCACGCCCGAGGAACUGCGCCAAUCGGACAACAUAUGCAUCAUCUGCCGCGAGGACAUGGUCAAUCAUUCGAAAAAGUUGCCCUGCGGCCACAUCUUCCACACCACAUGCCUGCGCUCGUGGUUCCAACGCCAGCAGACCUGUCCCACCUGCCGACUGAACAUCCUGCGCACUCCGGCCGUCAACUCCACAGCGAUGCCACGUGCCGGUGAUGAGGCUGCGAAUGCCGCUCCUGCUGCCGCAGGUGCUCAACCGGCUGGAGGUGUACCUGCUCCGGCUCCCGCUGCCGGAGUCGACGGAAACCAAGCACGCGUCAAUGGCCCUCUGCCCGGAGGUCAAGCCUUACCGCCCAGCUUCGCGGAUCUAUUCGGUGAUGCCACCGGCUUGCCCAAUGGAUUGCCCAAUCUGGCUGGUCUCUCGAUGCCUCCUCCGCCGGUCAUGCCCAUGCUCUCGCCUUUUAUGAUGCCGCCACAGUUUGGCUACUUUUCGCCUCUGCCGCCGCCGCCAAUUCCACUGGACCUGACCAAGUUUACCGUCGAGGAGCUGCGCGCCAUGGAGGGACACCAGCGCGAGCAGAUUGAGCAGCGCCUGAAGUUGCUGCAAAACAUUAACCUUAUGCUGGAUUCGGCGGGGAUUAUGAUGUCCCAGUACCAAAGUUUGGCCUCGCGCUUGCAGCUCACUGCAGUGCCACCGGCACCCGCGGCAGCAGGGUCUGCUCCCGCCCCGGCAAAUGCAGAUAGUGCUGUUAGCGAAUCUGUCGUGUACGACAAGCCCAGUACCUCGGCCACGGCCAUGGCCCAGCUGGAGGCUCAUCAGGUUACUCCGACGACAACGGCCGCAGUGGCUCCUCCCCUGCCCGCCGAAAAGGUAACCAUUGAGGAUCUGGGCGCGGAUGCAGACGAGGAUGAUGUGCCAUCGACGGCCACGGAGGCGGUCAGUCUGCCCAACUCCGAUGCCGACUUCGAGGAGAACUCCUCGGAGCUGGGCGAGCUUAGGAAGCGGCGCUUGAAGUUCCUUGAGGAGCGCAACAAGUUCACAAACGAACGCACGACAGCGGAAUAGACGCCCUGAAUACUGAAGUCUCCAAUCCCAAAAACGGCAGCGAAAAUCCUCAUCCAACAAAAAACAUAAACAGAACGUGCUUGCGUUAAUCACAUUUUCUAUUCUCUUUGCUGGUAUUGAUUUUGUUUAUACUCCGCUCCUCAUCCGCUGCACCCUGUCCUUGACUUCUUCAUUUCUACGGCUUGCGAUAUGGGAAUAUUACGACGAUGACGACAAAGAUGACUACGGUGCCCCCGAAUUCACACACUGAAGUACGACCGCCCAGGGGCGGCGUGCGGAACGAAGGAUCUGAACGUGAACCAAGUGCGGCAUCCAAAUUCAAUAUGUAGCAAUAUAUAUUGUGUAAAAACUAUUUUAGAGAUGGGAAACUGAUGAUUUGUAUUUAAUAUUACUAUAUGUGUAUAAUUAAUGUGAAAUAUAAUUAAAACGAAAAGAACGAUGAA